Messenger RNA from Tachysurus fulvidraco (yellow catfish), 1137 nucleotides. RefSeq names its product ring finger protein 185 (gene rnf185). NCBI's taxonomy places the organism in Eukaryota, Metazoa, Chordata, Actinopteri, Siluriformes, Bagridae. Gene Ontology annotation, molecular function: metal ion binding; ubiquitin-like protein conjugating enzyme binding; ubiquitin protein ligase activity. The record is from RefSeq and is a predicted model, not a curated record. The transcript has 7 exons. Gene Ontology annotation, cellular component: endoplasmic reticulum. The coding region runs from base 204 to 818 and encodes 204 amino acids. Gene Ontology annotation, biological process: ubiquitin-dependent protein catabolic process.
UGACGCAGGGUCGUACGGACGUACGCAGACUUCCGGGUUGUCGCUUGAUGCAAUCAGCUGAAAGUGAAGCUGAAGAAGAGUCGAUAAAGUUGAGCCGAAAGGAUCGGAGCCCGCGGACGGAAUAAGUCUUAACUCCUUUUGUUGGAUGAAACAUAUAAGUAGCAUAUCCUGAGUCCACUCUCGUUCCCUGAGUAGAGGACAGCAUGGCCAGUGCCUCGCCUCAUCCCUCUCAGCCUCAGCCUCCACCUCAGCCUCAGAGUCAGUCAUCAAGCACUUCAGCCCCAGACAGCACAGGGACCGGCUCCAACACCCAGACCCAGGGAGAGACCGGCAGCCAGGACAGCACAUUUGAGUGUAAUAUCUGCUUGGACACUUCCAAGGACGCAGUAAUAAGCUUAUGUGGUCAUCUCUUUUGCUGGCCCUGCUUGCAUCAGUGGUUGGAAACGAGGCCAAACAGACAGGUGUGUCCGGUAUGUAAAGCUGGCAUCAGCAGAGAUAAGGUGAUCCCACUGUACGGACGAGGCAGCACGGGUCAGCAGGAUCCCAGAGAAAGAACUCCUCCCAGACCACAAGGACAAAGACCGGAGCCUGAAAAUCGAGGCGGGUUCCAAGGAUUCGGGUUUGGAGAUGGCGGCUUCCAGAUGUCCUUCGGUAUUGGAGCGUUUCCUUUUGGAAUAUUUGCCACAGCGUUCAACAUCAACGAUGGACGACCACCACCAGCAGCUCCAGGAACACCGCAGCACAUGGAUGAGCAGUUCCUGUCCCGCCUCUUUCUGUUUGUGGCACUCGUCAUAAUGUUUUGGCUUCUUAUCGCAUAAACAAUCAGGAACCCGAUGUGAAGAUAACAGUUCUUUAUGGACCUGAUGAUUAAGUUACAGACAGUUAUUACUAAAGUUUCACUAAUGGAAACAUUUAAUUUGCUCCCCAUUACACCGUUGGACCUACACUUGGUUUUAAACGGUUGUUUUUAUGUUUGAAGGAUCUGCAUGAUGGCGUGUCGUGUGUAGCAUAACUGCACAUCUGCCGUGAUUUUGAUUCUGUAAAUUAUCAUUCGCUGGAAUGUUUUUUCAGGCCUUGUUAACUUCCCCGCGCAGAUGUGUACAUUUUAAAUAAAAAUCAGAGUCUUAUUUCUCUUAA